CAAAUUCCUUCUCUUAGGUGGUGUUUGAUGACAUUAUCUUCGCUUUCUUUCGUCAGAAUUCUUUGAAUGAGUCGUCGGUCGGUAUUAUGUUGCCCUAUGGUGAGCUCCUCCAAAUUUGGUGACCCCACCCAACAACUUCUAUUGGGUCCCACAAACCCACUCUUUACAUUGCUCACCAACCGCAGCCCGGCCCGGCCCGACUCACCCACCACGCGACACGAAUCACGAACUAACUAUAAAUCAACCUCCAUUUCCCCAUCUUCAAAUUCAGCAGCGCCCCUUACCAAUCCACAACAACAACAAGAGAGAGAGAGAGAGAGAUGGCGCAAACUGCUGUGGCGACAGAAAACCAGGCCGGCAGGCAUCAGGAGGUUGGGCACAAGAGCCUCUUGCAAAGUGAUGACCUCUACCAGUACAUUCUUGAAACCAGUGUCUAUCCCAGAGAGCCAGAGCCCAUGAAAGAACUCAGGGAAAUAACCGCCAAUCAUCCAUGGAAUAUAAUGACGACAUCUGCGGAUGAGGGCCAAUUCUUAAACAUGCUUCUGAAGCUCAUCAAUGCCAAGAACACCAUGGAGAUUGGAGUUUACACCGGCUACUCUCUCUUGGCUACGGCCCUUGCUCUUCCCGACGACGGCAAGAUAUUGGCGAUGGACAUCAACAAGGAGAAUUACGAGUUGGGUCUGCCAGUAAUUGAGAAAGCUGGAGUCGCCCACAAAAUUGAGUUCAAAGAAGGCCCUGCUUUGCCUGUUCUUGAUCAAAUGGUUGCAGAGGGGAAGCACCAUGGUUCAUUUGACUUCAUAUUUGUGGAUGCUGACAAGGACAACUACCUGAAUUACCACAAGAGGCUGAUUGACUUAGUCAAGGUCGGGGGUGUGAUCGGCUACGACAACACGCUGUGGAACGGGUCCGUGGUGGCCCCACCGGAUGCGCCGCUAAGGAAGUACGUUAGGUACUACAGGGACUUCGUGCUGGAGCUCAACAAGGCUCUCGCUGCUGAUCCAAGGAUCGAGAUUUGCCAGCUGCCUGUGGGCGAUGGGAUUACCCUGUGCCGCCGUAUCAGCUGAUCACCACCUUCGCCAAAUAUAUGCGCUUCAUGCUGAAGAGAUAAAAAUUGCUGCCUGCAUUCGUUGCUCUUUUUUUCUUUUUUAUUUCCCUUUUAACAAAAGUGAAAAGUUGGAUUUGUGGCUCAAUUCCAAUUCAAUGUGGAUGAGUUGUGAACAAAUCUAAUACUAUUAUAUGCCCCUCCAAAUAUGUAAUAUUGAUUUUUUUUAAUGCAUGAUGAUGCUUAUGUGUAUUAA
Messenger RNA from Salvia miltiorrhiza (redroot sage), 1298 nucleotides. RefSeq names its product caffeoyl-CoA O-methyltransferase. Gene Ontology annotation, molecular function: S-adenosylmethionine-dependent methyltransferase activity; O-methyltransferase activity. Lineage: Eukaryota; Viridiplantae; Streptophyta; Magnoliopsida; Lamiales; Lamiaceae. Bases 321 to 1064 code for a protein of 247 amino acids. The record is from RefSeq and is a predicted model, not a curated record. The transcript has 5 exons.